AUGUUGUACGAGCUAAUUGCUAUCGUCCGCCCGGGCAGCCUCAACGAGGUUCGCGAGAUUGCUCGUAACGCCGGUGUCCAAGUCAUCCGCUCCGGCGGCGUCGUUCGCGGCAUCACCAACUGGGGUGCCUUCCGUCUGCCCAAGGUCACCACUAAGCACCAGGCCCGAUACACCGAGGGUCACCACUUCAUCAUGCGCUUCGAUUGCUCCGGUCCCGUUCAAACAUCUAUCCGACGCACCCUCGGUCUCGACCCGCGUAUGAUCAACUUCUCCGUCGUCAAGUUAGGCGACAAACUGGAGGAGAUCAAGGAUGUCGAGGGCAAGGUCGAAUGGAACAAGACCCGCAGCAUCGCCGAUUCCAUCUAA
This is a messenger RNA of Penicillium brasilianum, 366 nucleotides long. The record is from the annotation of a GenBank genome assembly. Lineage: Eukaryota; Fungi; Ascomycota; Eurotiomycetes; Eurotiales; Aspergillaceae.